Messenger RNA from Anopheles nili, 4010 nucleotides. RefSeq names its product Golgi apparatus protein 1 (gene Glg1). Bases 1 to 3324 code for a protein of 1107 amino acids. The record is from RefSeq and is a predicted model, not a curated record. Gene Ontology annotation, cellular component: Golgi membrane. The transcript has 5 exons. Gene Ontology annotation, molecular function: fibroblast growth factor binding. Lineage: Eukaryota; Metazoa; Arthropoda; Insecta; Diptera; Culicidae.
AUGAUAUCUCGGAGCACAGUAGCAAUCGUCAGCAUGGUGCUAUCUGCAUUUUGGGUGCGGUGUCAGGGAGCCGGAUUAGCAGUGGAAGCACAUGUUAAGCUCAUUGAUGAGACAGUUUGCGUGCAGUUAAAAAAUCUCUGCCCAAAGAUCACAUCAGCUGCAGAAGAUCUCAAAGCGUUGGAGUGCGUCCAAUCACUGCAUCCGGAACAGAUAGACAGUCUCGAGCCAGAAUGUCAGCAUUUGAUCUGGUCACAAACAUCCGCACUGAUGGACGACGCAAACCUAAAGCGCAUCAUACAAAAGGGUUGUCCGAAAGACUACCAACAGUUUCCCUGCAAACCAAACGAAGAGCCGGGCCAGUAUCUGGCCUGCAUUAUCGAUCACCGGAACAUUGCGAAGGGUAACGGUUGUAUCGUUCACAUCCAGCGAUUGGAAUGGGUCGCCUUCUCGGAUUAUCGGUUAAUCAAACAAUUUCUAACGCACUGUACACGUGACAUUGAAGCAUUGGGUUGUGGUCGCGUUGCGGUCGGUAACGACCGUGAGAAGGUGUCCCAGGGCGAAACGGUGGCCUGUCUGCAGAGCUCGCUGGAUAAUUUGAAUGAGGACUGUAAGCGAGAGGUUCUUCACCUGUCUGAGCUGCAGUCAGAGGACUUUAAGCUUGAUCGACAACUGCACGUUGCGUGCGCAAACGAUGCAUUUCGCUUUUGUCAGUCUACUACGUCCGGUCCACCAACGCUGUUCAAGUGUCUCAUGAAGCAUCGUAACGAUCCGGACAUGUCUAAAGCCUGUCAGCAGCAGCUAUUGCGACGCGAUCGGCUCGUUGUGCAUGACUACAAGGUGUCGAGAGGCCUUGCCCGCGCCUGCAAGGAGGAUAUCAAAACUUACCGUUGUCGGCGUGGCGUCUCUGAUGACAAAGACGUUCGCUUGGCACAGAUUCUGCUGUGCCUCGAGGCGGUACAGAAGAACAGUACCAAGCUAAUGCCGGAAUGCGUGGCGGAAAUCAACGACCAUCGCAAGAUGCUGCUGACGGACUAUAAGCUUUCACCCGAAAUUCUAACGGGUUGCGAGAAUGACAUCGAAAAGUUUUGCAGCAAUCUAGAUGCGGGAGGCAAAACUAUACACUGUCUUAUGGAGCAUGCUCGGCUGAAGAAGAAAAAAGACCGGCGAGUUUCCGACAUGUGUCUGCGGGCACUGGAAACAUUGGUUAAGGUUACAGACGUCGGAGAGGACUGGCGUGUGGAUCCUGUGCUGCGCAAAGCCUGCAAACCCGUAGUGGAUGUGGCCUGUUCCGACACGGAUGGUGGCGAUGCGAGAGUCAUGUCCUGUCUGAUGGAGAAACUCGGCACCAACUACAUGAAUAUGGAGUGCGAGUCGGCGUUACUGCAAAUUCAGUACUUUGUAGCUAGGGAUUUCAAGCUAGAUCCGCAACUUUAUCGUAACUGCAAGGAUGAUGCCAUCAGAUUUUGUAAGGCGAAAAAAACGUGGGCUGAUCUAGAUACGGCACAGAUGGACCCAGAACGAGGACCCCUGAUACUGCCCUGUCUGCAUCGAUACGCCUAUCCGGAGAAAGAGGAAAUGCGCCUCAAGCCCGAGUGCCUGCAGGAGGUGAAGCGUGUGAUGCGCCAGCGUGCAAAAUCCGUCGAUCUCAUACCGGAGGUAGAAGAUCAAUGUCUUGAUGAUUUGGCAUACUUCUGCUUCGACAAAACGGGGAAAGGCGAGGAGAUGCAGUGUCUGCAGGACAACCUCGAGAAAUUGCAAGAGCCUUGCAAGGUGGCUGUCGUUCGUUACACCGAGGACGAAGCAGCGCACGUCGAAUUGAAUCCAAUCAUCAUGUCCGUGUGUGCCGAUGCAAUGGAUAAACACUGCGCGUCCAUCCUGAAAACGGGGCGGGAUGAGGGCGAUAUGAUGGAGUGUCUAAUUGGUGCUAAAAAUGACCCCGACAUGCGCGAGGACGUGAAAUGUCGAGCGGCUAUUGAGCAUUUUCAGAUUAUUUCGCUGAAAAAUUUCCAUUUUACGUACAAAUUUAAGGAAGCAUGUCGAUUGCACGUGUCCCGCUUCUGUAGCAAGUGUACGACAAAGUACGAAGUGGUGGCCUGUUUGAGCGAGGUGAUGCGCAACGACACGAUUAAGGAGGCUAAGCAUUCGAUUCCCAAGGAAUGCCGGCAGCAAGUCCGUGCGCAGCUCUAUCAGCAACGCGAAAACAUCGACUUCGAUCCGAAACUCAAAGCCGCCUGUAAGGAGGAUAUUUCGCGCCAUUGUCCACAGAUACCGCAUGGAUCCGGGCAGGUGAAUACGAACAAUGUAUUGGAGUGUUUGCAAACGCACCACGGCGAUUUAACGGAAGCGUGCCAUCACCAGUUGUUUUCAAUAAAAAAAUCUGAACUGUCGGACAGUGCCACAGAUUACACGUUGCUAAACACCUGCAAGGAGAUGAUUCGCCAGUAUUGCCACGACACGGAACCUGCCAAGAUGCUGCAAUGCCUAAAAAUGCACAAGGACGAAUCAUUGUUUGACGACCGGUGCCAUCUGGUAGUAGUGAAUCGGAUGAUCGAACAAAAUCUAGACUAUCGGUUUAACCCAGCUUUGCAGGCGGCAUGUUCGAAAAACAUUGCCGAACACUGCACCGUCAUUAUUCGAAAUGCAAAACAGAACGAAGAAUUAAACGGCAAGGUGAUUGACUGCCUGAAGAUCCGGUUUCGCGAGGGCAAGCUGCUUCCAGAGUGCGAAAAACAGAUGACAGAGGUGCUGCACGAGCGAGCACUGAAUUAUAAGCUGAAUCCCUUGAUGCAAAGCGUGUGUCACGACGAGAUCCAAGUGCUUUGCAACUCUGUAGCUGAAACGGAUGGAACCGAGGAUCACGGGGCGGUCGAGGAAUGUCUAAAGCAGGCUUUCAUCGACAAGAAGCUUAUCAAUCGCGCGUGCAAGGUGGAGGUGGCUGAACUUAUACAAGAGGGUAAAGCGGAUAUCUACGCCGAUCCGCUGCUUCAGCGGGCCUGCUCAGUGGAUUUGCUGAAGUACUGCUCCCACAUUCAGAGCGGCAGUGGACGAUUAUUGAAAUGUCUAGAAGGAAUUCUUCAAGGAGAAAGCAAGGCAUUAGAGGACGACUGCAAAAACAAAUUAUUGUCUCGUUUGGAAAUGUUCCGCAAUGCUGCAGCAUUCGUACCUCCUGCAGAAAGCUUCCAUCAAUUAUACGAUCAAGUUGUUGCAUCACCUUCUAAACACUACUUUAUGCUUGUUUUGUUUAGUUUUAUUGGAAUCAUUUUCAUUAUUGGCUUACUGUGUGGCCGUGUAACGCGUCGAACGAUGGCACUUAAGAACAAAUAGUCUGCUUUGUAGUAUUGCUUACCACUCCCCGGGUAACCAAGUGGUUAGAUUGUUUUUAUUUUAUUAUCCAUUUCAAAAUCGUGACUGUGUUAUUUGUAUGUUAAGCAGAGCAAAGGCUAUUGCAGAGAAAAUGCCCACCCAAUCCAAACGAGUGCAUUGGGGCAGUUCAAUGCUUCUUUUUUUCUUUUUCAAUCGGUAUAUAGCAGAUCACCAAAUGCUUCUAGUGCACUUCCCGAACAAUCUUAAAAGUUUCUUCAAUAUCCGCGAGAGUGAUAACAUCUUUUCUUCCCACGAAUUGGCGACAGCGGGGAACCAGAAAAGCCAGUUAGUGUAUGUAUUAUAUUAGUUAGCAUAUUCGUAGUAGAAGAUUGUCAAAAGAUGGCGUUUUAUAUAAAAGUGAAGCAAAUGCACUAUCUUAAAAAUGGACAAACAUACCCGUUGAAAGCAGUUGUGAAAAAAACGCUAGCCAGCAACUAAAAUAUGGAGAAAUUAGUCAGAGAAACAGUUAGACAGUGAAGUGAAUGCAGAACGCAUAGUAAUAACAUUAGGGAAAUUGUACGAAAAACUACGUUGUAGAAAAGACUUUUUAUACAUUAUAUCUCUAUUUGAGGUGAACGAAAUGAAUACUGUUGGAAAAGCGAACAUUUACUUCAAAAACAAAAUGUACACAUUUGUACUGUUAUAUG